AAAUCUUAUAGCCGAACGUGUGAGGCUGUAUAACCAGUCAAGAAUAACCAAUACAAUGGCGAUUGCCGAUGUUAUGGAUGACGUAGAUUACAAAACAAUCAAUUUCAACAUAGAGGAAGCAGAAUUCAGACACCCGUUAUGGCUAACAGAAUCACAUUUUGUUUAUAACCUCUAUAGAGACGAUGAAGGUCAUCUGAACUGUCAUAGAAAUGCUGCAGGCGAUCCUAUUCUUUCACCUAGACCAUUGGCAAAAAUGUGCAUGAAUGAGCUAGUCUGUGAAGGGAACCAAAUAUCAGUAUUUGAAACAGACGCUAUUCCAGCUGAUCUGUAUCCAAAAUUGCUGGCGGAGGCCAUUUUUCAACGACAAUUGCAGACUAUUGACUUUUUAGUAUCAACAUGGCCACACUCCAUCCUAGAUCUUCAAAGUGUUAUGCCAAAGGAAGACCUAGUGGAAGCUCAACUGCUGACGAUACCAAUAGAGGGACAUGACGGGAUAACGUUUUUGGACUGUAUAAUGUGUGGACUUCUUAGACAAAAGUAUUCUUCGAGAUUGAGAACAGUAAACCUAUCUGGAUUCAAACAAGAUCGCACGCUUUGUCGUGAUAUCUGCCGUCUUCCAUUAUUGUGGAUGCCACCCGCAGAAAGAGAUACUGAAAAGAUUUACGACAUUUUAUCACAAACUAUAGAUAUAACUGAAGAAAAGGUGCAGAAAUAUCUGAACAGAAUAAAGUGCAUUUAUACAACAAUGGACGCUCAUGUUCCACAUGGACACCAAUUUCCACCAAUCACUAUUAUAUUGGACUGUAAAAUGACUUUAGACGAUGUUCCUAUUGGUUUGGCCUUACAGAAUGAGACUCCAUUCAGAUUUGCUUGUCAGAGGCUGUGGACAGAACGUAUAAGUGACGUCAAUCUACCAUUAAACUUACUACAUAGAGUACUGGAACCGAGGGACCUAACUGAACUUGAAAUAGAAGACCGAAAUCUCUGUACAGAUGACGACAACAUGGAGAUUUUACUUGAAGCAUUGUCAUUGCUACCGAACAUAAAAUCACUAAGUCUCCCAAAUACCAUACACAGUAACGAAAACGAGGCAGCAGUGAAAGGACUGAACAAAGUACUGAGAACGAUGACCAAUCUGAAGAAAUUAAACUUUCCUCUUUGUAACUUAAAAGAUAAUUUACGUGACCUUUUGACCGGACUGCAGCAGACAAUGACGUUUUUGUCGCUUAGAGACUGUCGUCUGUCCGAAGCAGACGUGUUGUUCCUGCUAGAAUGGCCGUUAACACGAGGUUUGUUUGACCUGAAUGUAAGCAGAAACAAUCUUCGGAAUUCAUACCAAAGUAUUUUAUCUCUUUUAGAAAAACUAGAAGAAAUCCGAUGUUUUUCAUUGUCUUAUUGUUGUUUUAGUCCUGCAGAACUAAGAAACAUUGUUGAAGUUGCUUCUAAAUGUACAAACAUUAAAACUCUUGGAAUCCAAAGUUUCACGCCAUUAUCAGAAGCCGAUAGUCAAAUGAUUUUGAAAGGAUGUUGUUUGUUGACAAACCUGCAGAAAUGUCUUAUGUUACCAGAAUGUCACGCCUUUUUAGGGAGUAAUGAUUUAGAUAGGUUUGAUAACAGAGAAAAAUAUUUGGAAUUUUGUGACAACAUACUAUCAGAUUUAAAACGUGAUGAUAUAGAACUUGAAUAAGUGUAUAUAACAAACAACUUUUAUUUAUUUUCUUAUUUAUUCUUUUAUGAACCAAAGCUACCUCCUUUUUAUUUUUACAAAGUCAUCUCUAAUUUGGAUUCGGUAAAACAAUAAAGGUGUUUCUAACCUUUUAUGGUACAUUUUUGCUGAAAUGCAACAAGUAUUAAAAUGAUAGUACGUCGAAACUGAAAGAAGUUAUUGGAGCAUACAUGUAUCAUGGGAUAGAUGGACAUCCCAAAUUAUGAAUUCUGGGCCGUACCUGCAACAUGAUUGUUAAUCGAUAUCAACAGAUACUGAAUUACGCAAGACAUCAGUAAUGUGUUGAUAUGUAACAAAUAUUGAAAGUGGAUGGACACACUUUCCUGAAAAGAAAACGUAAAAAAAAUUGUGCUUAUUCAGCACAUAUCGAAAAAGGGUGCAAGUUUAGGAAAAAUGAGGUGGAAGAAUUUACUGUCCAAUCCAUUCAUGUGUGAAAUCGUUUGUAUUAUUCAGACACAAUUUUGCUUGGCAAAUUAUAUAUGUAAAUCAGCUUUAGUUUCAGUUUACAUUUCCCAUGCAUGAUUUGAAAGCACAUCCUUUACAUUGUAUAGACUCAUUAAUUAAUUCAAAAGAAUCAGAACAUCAAAGAUGUCAUGCAACCUCUCAUUAUUAAUGUAACUUGUUUUAUUUUGUACAAUUAAAAAUAAAAACAUCAU
Messenger RNA from Mytilus trossulus (common blue mussel), 2382 nucleotides. RefSeq lists its product as uncharacterized. Gene Ontology annotation, cellular component: cytoplasm. The record is from RefSeq and is a predicted model, not a curated record. Lineage: Eukaryota; Metazoa; Mollusca; Bivalvia; Mytilida; Mytilidae. Bases 56 to 1687 code for a protein of 543 amino acids. The transcript has 7 exons.